UUCCAGAGUCCUCACACAACACGAUCGCUCCCACUCGAGUGGCCAUGCUCCAACUCGCCCCCACCCCGCGGCCGCCGUCGCCGGCGGCCGCUGGCCGGCGUAGGCCCCGUCACUCCACCUCCAUCGCAUGCAUCUGCUGCUCGAGCGUGCACGAGCUGGAGCGGUCCCCGAGCCCGCGCCCGGGCGCGUCGUCGCUGCCGCCGCUGCAGGAGGCGAAGCGGGUGGUGCUGGUGCGGCACGGCCAGAGCACGUGGAACGCCGAGGGCCGCAUCCAGGGGAGCUCCGACCUCUCCGUGCUCACGCCCAAGGGGGAGUCCCAGGCCGAGACCUCCCGCCAGAUGCUCCUCUCCGACUCCUUCGACGCCUGCUUCACCAGCCCGCUGGCGCGCUCCCGCCGCACCGCCGAGAUCAUCUGGGAGGGGCGUCACGACCACCUCAUCCCGGACUCCGACCUCCGAGAGAUCGAUCUCUACUCGUUCCAGGGACUGCUCAAGCAUGAAGGGAAGGAGAGGUACGGGGUUCUGUACCGGCAGUGGCAGAAGAAUGCAGCCAACUUCAGCAUUGACGGCCACUACCCGGUGCAGGAGUUGUGGGGCCGCGCACAGAACUGCUGGGAGAGGAUUUUAGCACACCAGGGCAAGUCAGUGCUUGUGGUUGCGCACAAUGCAGUGAAUCAGGCACUUGUUGCCACCUCUUUGGGACUUGGUGCGGAGUACUUUCGGGUUUUGCUCCAGAGUAAUUGUGGUGUCAGUGUGCUGGACUUCACCCCACAGACUGCUGGAGGUCCUCCUAGUGUUUGUCUUAACCGCUUAAAUCAGACCCCAAAUUCUCCUGUUGCUGGGGGAAGUUCUGCUGGAAGAAAGACAAGCAAGAGGAUCAUUCUGGCCUGUCAAGGGGCUACACAAAGCAGUUCUGAGAUUAGCUUAGGUGGAAUGGGAUAUGCACCGCUGAACAUGCUUGGGACUAUACAGUCUCAGAAGACUGCAGAACUACUACUGGAUUUGAAGGUCAACGGCAUUAUCUGUAGCCCACAAGUUGCAGCUGUUGAUACUGCAACUGUUAUAUGUGAGGUCCAAGAGGCUGCAGAUUGCUUAGGUGCUGAUUGUGUACCUCGUUACGUAGAAAUGAAAAGGUUGAUAGAACUUGAAAUUGAAGAUGCCUUUCAAGCAAAGCAGAAGAGCUUUGGGGAAAUAGUUCGAUCUGGUUGGUUGAGCGGCAUGGAAUACAAAUUACUGGAGCGACUAUGGGCUCAGUCCAAGAAUGCAUGGCAGGCACUGCUAAAUGAAUUACCAGAUGAUACAUCAGAACAUGUCCUUGUGGCCGUAGGUCAUCCUGCCAUUCACCUAGCUCUAAUCUGCCGGUGUCUUGAUUUGCCAAUGGAGUACGUGUCGUCUUUUCACCUGGACGAUGGCAGCAUCAGUGUGAUGGAUUUCCCAGAUGGGCCGAAAGGAAGAGGUAUCAUCAGAUGCAUAAACUACACAGCCCAUCUGGGAAGAUGGUCAAUACCCAUUACAAGGCCAAUGGAGAACGAUGAAGAAUUCUAACAUGGUAAUUAACCCUCUGUAUAGCAUCCUUCAGAAACACAUCUCAUGAGUAAAUACCUCAUACUGCUGUACAUAUAAUUUUGAUCUCAACAUCGCAAUAUUUAUGUACAUAAAAAGUAUAUUUAUUAUCCA
This is a messenger RNA of Sorghum bicolor (sorghum), 1676 nucleotides long. Its product is annotated as 2-carboxy-D-arabinitol-1-phosphatase. The record is from RefSeq and is a predicted model, not a curated record. NCBI's taxonomy places the organism in Eukaryota, Viridiplantae, Streptophyta, Magnoliopsida, Poales, Poaceae. Gene Ontology annotation, molecular function: phosphatase activity. The transcript is spliced from 8 exons. The coding region runs from base 45 to 1544 and encodes 499 amino acids.